AUGAUGCCCCUCCGCCCUCCGCCCGACGCAGAAGACAUGCUGACGCUGCGCAUCCCCAAAGACCCCGACGAGCGGUCCCCUUCCUCCCUGGCCGCCGCCGGCGCCUCCGCCGGCGGCAUGUUCGAGGCCGCCGACCUGCAGGACCACGCUCUCCGCAGCCACGGCGAGCUCCUCGCCACCUCCCUGCACCGCGACGGUGCGCGCUCGCACCACGGGCUGGUGCACGCCGCGUUCCGCGCGCACCACGCCCGCCAGCACCUCGCCCUGCGGCCAGAGGACCUCUGGCUGGCCGUGCUCGCGCAGGUCGGCGUCUGGCUGCGCGCCCACCCGGAUGCCCGGCGGCGCAUCCUGCCCAACCACCACCACCACCUGCUGCCCGCCCGCUGCGGGCGCCGCGCCGCGCCGCGCGCGCUCGCUUCGCGGAUGGUCGGUCUCUUGGAGAGCAGCUGCGGCGGCGACGCGGGCUUGCCGGGCUGGGUGGUGCCCGCGUUUUCCUGCACGACCGGCGAGGACCGCGCCGUGGCCGCGGCUCUCUUCCUGGGCACCACGGGCCUUGCCCUGGCGACCGCGGACGCGCUGCGGCGGCGGACGGUGACGACGACGACGCGGGACACCAUCCUGGCGAGCCUCUUCCGCGGGCCCAUGCAAGAGUGCCGCGCCCUCCCGCCGCCGCAUGACGACGACGACGGUCUGUUUGCCGUCACGCUGCACGGCAAGCGCGCCGACUACGUCGCCAUCCAACAGCGCCUCGACCUCCUGCCGCAGCACCUCGGUCCCCGCGCGGACCUCGCGCUGCUCGUCACGCUGCUGCGGCCGGUGGUGCGGCACUUCGUGCUCACCUUCAAGGAGGGGGGCACGCCCCGCGUGCGCGCCUUCUGGCGGCGCAUCGUCACGGCGGAUGCGGAGCGCACCGGCCGGCGGAACCUGACGGGUUGGAUCACCGCGUUCUGCUGCUUACCGGCGGACGGCGGCGAGCCGCGGAGCCGCCCGGGCCGGCCGGAGUACUUCCUGGACGGCGUGGGGUACCCGUCGGUGCCGGUGUUGAGCGUGCCGCCGGGCGCGGCGGCUGUGCCGGUUGUGAUGGGCGACGACGAGGAAGGGCAGGUGGAGUGUACGCUGGUGGCGGGCUCGAUGGCGAUUCACGACGAGGCUGGGGCGACGAUGGCUGAGAGGAUCUUUCGACCUGCGCCUGGCUGGGCCCUCUACGUGAACAAGAAUCAGAGUUGA
This is a messenger RNA of Cordyceps fumosorosea ARSEF 2679, 1227 nucleotides long. RefSeq lists its product as hypothetical. Lineage: Eukaryota; Fungi; Ascomycota; Sordariomycetes; Hypocreales; Cordycipitaceae. The coding region runs from base 1 to 1227 and encodes 408 amino acids. The record is from RefSeq and is a predicted model, not a curated record. The transcript has a single exon.